Molecule: messenger RNA, 1197 nt
Organism: Ramularia collo-cygni
Lineage: Eukaryota; Fungi; Ascomycota; Dothideomycetes; Mycosphaerellales; Mycosphaerellaceae
Exons: 2
Coding region: 1-1197 (398 amino acids)
Source: RefSeq, a predicted model, not a curated record
AUGAACAUCAACAUCCAUGGCCACGGCCAAGGCGGCGCUGACCGCGCCGACCAGAACCAAGGCGGAGAUCGUCACAACUCGAAUCCACUUCAGACCAUGCGGCAGCUGGAGCAUGCAAGGGAGGCUGUGCUACAACGGAUCGACUGCCGCUACCUGGCAGAGAUCGAGAGGAAACUAGCUUUGGUCCGGACCCAAGUCUCAAACGGUGGCGGCCCUCAUCACAAUCGUCCUGGACCUGGACCACAGAGUCUGGGGUCAGGACAGUUGGCUCGACCGAAGAUGGCCCAACAAGCACAUACGCGCUUGCAAGYCGCAAUGCCACGACCUGUGGCAGUUGCAACUGAGCGACACACCCACGAGCCUGGAGAACACAGAGAACCGGCAGUACAGCAGCCAGAGAUACCUAACGCUGUACCUCAUGGUCUCCCUGGCCCUGCAACAUUUGCGGGAGCGAGAGAAGUUGCAGGUGAUCUCAUCGAUUUGACGUCAAUCGCAGAUGGCGAAGAACGCGAACCCCGUCCUAGUCAUGUGAACGGUCCACCUCCGGAGACUUCUGGUGAGGGUCAGAAUCAGGUAAAAACACAGCCUCCGGCGGAGGUCACGACCCCAGAGGUUCCUGCUGGAACUCCGAUUCUCUCGGACCAAAUCCAACCGACGCCAGUGAAGAAGGAGUUGGUGACGCACACAGAGUAUUCAACCCUAGUCACCAAUCCCGAUGGUGAUGGAUACGUCGAACUCCGUUGCCAGGUCUGCAAAGGCAACGCUUCUAGACAGCAUAACGCCCUGGGCCAGCUCAAAUUCUUCAACGGCGCAAACGGAUUUCUGUCACACUAUCGAAUCUGCCAUCCGAGCAAGAUAGACGCGGGCGAGAGUUUGAGUCUCUUGGGGAUUGUGCGCAAAUUCACCCAUCGGAUUCUGACGGAUGAUGAAGUCAAGGACAUGUUGGCUAGAAAGGUCGGUGCGUACGCCGUGGGCCACUAUCUCGCAGCGGCAAGCGAGGAGAAUUCGAAGAUCCGUGGACCACGUGAGAAGGGAAAGCGAAACAUUGCUAGUACGGGGAAGAGCGGUGUGAAGCAGGGGGGGCAGUCGAAGUCGAUUCCAAGAAAGCGACCUGUUAAGGUUGGCCCAGCAUAUGGGGACGACGAUGACGACGAGGACUACGACUUGCCAACUAAGAAGCACACUAGGAGAUUGUAA